Molecule: messenger RNA, 2723 nt
Organism: Capsicum annuum
Lineage: Eukaryota; Viridiplantae; Streptophyta; Magnoliopsida; Solanales; Solanaceae
Product: probable E3 ubiquitin-protein ligase RHG1A
Exons: 7
Coding region: 300-2516 (738 amino acids)
Molecular function (GO): ubiquitin protein ligase activity
Source: RefSeq, a predicted model, not a curated record
UAUAAAUUCAAGAUUGCUUACUGUUUCCUCCUCUCUCUUUCUCUCUCUCUCUGUUGUGCGUAUGUAUUCUUUCAUUUCCUCUUUCUCCACCCUCCAUUUCACUUUCAUCUCAUCUCCCAAAAUCCUUUUUCUAUUUUUCUCUCUCCCUCUCUUCUGUUAAACAGUUGUGUUUGUAGAUCUGUUGAUUCAUCUGGCUGCUGUUUCACUGGACUGCUAAGGAAAAAGUGCGUUAAUCUUCUCGCACUACAGUACUAUCUCAAACCCUCUUUGAGAUUGUUAGCUGGGUAUAAUAUAGCCUAAUGCAGGGGCAACGGAAUGGCAUUGGUUCCGUCCGAGAAACUUUAGGUUUCAAUCAUGGUUCGACGCCUAAUGAAGGUGGUGUUGAUCAGCAGAUAAGUUGGGAUAAUUUGCAAAAUCCUGUACAGAAUAACCUGCCAGAUUAUAUGGUUUCUUCUAAUGAGUCCGAUAUUCCAUUCUUCAAUCCUAUGAGCCAAGAGAGACAGAAUGUAACCAGGGGGAGUUUAGGAGAGUCCAGCUCCUCUAUUGCACCUAAUCGUGCAAGUCAGAGUGAAUGGAGAACAGAUCAUGGAUGGUCAUCCACAAUGACGGCAUAUACUGGACCUUCACUUAUCUGUAACGAACAGCGAUGUGGGGCUUCUAACAUUCUGUCAUUGGAUGAUAUUGAAGGAUCUUUAAUCAGCCAUCGAAGAGGUAAUAGCACUUUAUUUUCUCAAGGUUCUAGUUCUAGCACUAUUCCUCAUGAAAUCAACAGAAAUCCAGUAUUGGAGGGGCACAGUGACAAUAAUGAUGACGACGAUGAUUGUCAAGUGAUGGAGUAUACUCCAUACAAGUCUGAUAGUAGACCAGGAAAAGAGCGAAUGUCAUCUGCUGGUACUUAUGGAACUAAUGGGUUUUUGAUGGAUGAUAGUGAUGGCAGGCCAGAAAGUUCACCGGAUUCUAGGCGUAAGAGAAAAGCACUUGAAGGAUGUCUAGCACAAUCUUCAGGGGGUGGAAGUUCUGAUUAUUUUCCUCUUGCUGAAAGUAGCUUAUGGCAUUCUGUACCUGCUCCACAUAGUACGGGUACAGGUACAAAUAUCUCUGCUCCAAGCGAAAGUGUCAGAAGCAUCAAUAUGUCAGAGCACGCGAUCCCAAGACUUGGGCUUACCAUGGGUGGAGCCGUCGCGGAAACUCCUCUUGGUACUCCGGCUUCAAGAAGUGCAGAAAGUUCUCAUAGAAAUUUUAGGUUGAGAAUUGAUGGCUCACGUCAGCAAGAUUAUCUUCCUAAUGAUUUCUUUCCUGAUGUGGAUGAUGUUGGAAAUGUUAAUCUGUCAUCUGAACAGCAAUUACCAGAGCUACUUCCUAAUAUGCCUUUGGAUUUGAGGUCUGUGUCUACUGCAGAGAGUGGAAAUACUCAAAGGCAUCCUGUUGUAAUGCGUGUUCCUUCUCUGCAUCGACGUGCACAUGCUAGGUGGAGUUCAGGAUCAAGUUCCAGAACUGGCAGUUCCUCAAUUUUUGCUCGAGAGAGAAAUUCAGCUACUUUGGAAGAGCCUAACUCAAGAAGCAUGUCAAGAAACAUCUCACAACAUCCUAUGUUCAUACCUUCAACUGAUGGGAGAAACUUGAACCAAAAUCUUGCCAACUCGAAUUUAGCUGGAAUAAAUAUUUCUGUUAAUGGAAAUGUCGCAUCGAAUUCUCUCAGUAGCUCUAGUUCAGGUUUAACUGGAAGAAAUAUUUCUGUUGCUGGAAAUGUUGCGUCCACUUCUCGCAAUAGCUCCAGUUCAGGGGUCCAUACAUCUUCUCCUACUAGGGUUCUUCACAGAUCUCCUCAAUAUCACCGGAGACUGUCCGAAUUAGUCCGUAGAUCUUUGUUGUCUUCAGCUGCCACUGGGCCUGGAGGUCAUAGUGGUCCAUUACGUUUAAGUUCUGCUGUCUCACAGGAAAUGGGACAAACUGGAAACCAUGAGCAUCGUGCAUCGAGUUCAAGGUCAGCAAUGAUGUCGGAACAACAUCUUGAUGGCGCUAUAGGAGUCCAUUCUUCCUCGAGGACUUUGGCUGCUGCACGCGAAGGAAGAAGUAGGCUAGUCUCUGAGAUUCGUGGUGUGUUAGAUCUUAUGCGCAGGGGUGAGGGCCUAAGCAUUGAGGAUGUUAUGAUCCUUGAUCAGUCGAUCUUCUUUGGGAUGCCGGAUAUUCAAGAUCGGCAUAGGGAUAUGCGGCUUGAUGUUGAUAAUAUGUCAUAUGAGGAGUUAUUGGCGCUUGGAGAGCGCAUUGGGGAUGUUUGCACUGGGCUAACUGAAGAAACUAUUUUGAGUCGUUUGAAGCAGCGGAAUUAUAUCAGCAUAAAAACAGAAGAACCUGAGGAAGCUGAACCAUGCUGCAUAUGCCGGGAGGAAUAUAGCGACGGAGAUGGUCUAGGUACAUUGGAGUGUGGCCACGAUUUCCACACAGACUGCAUUAAGCAAUGGCUCAUGCAGAAGAAUUUAUGCCCGGUAUGCAAAACAACAGGGCUUACUACAUGAGGAGGAGGAACCAGGUUCUCAUGUUUAAAAAAAUGGAUGGCCAAAUUGGGAAAUAUUCUUUAAAAUAUUUUCAUUGGAUGGAGUUUGUUCUGGAGGUGAAAUUAGCUCUAGCAAUUAGACAUUUUAUUUAGGACAGAUUUUACAUUAUUGGAUGUCUGGAAAUUUUACAUUUCGUUUUUGAAUUAGUUGGAUACCCUUUGGAGUAUA